AGCUGGGAGGAAAAGAUGUUUGGCUUUCACAAACCGAAGAUGUACCGGAGUAUAGAGGGCUGCUGUAUUUGCAGAGCUAAGUCUUCCAGCUCUCGUUUCACUGACAGCAAACGUUAUGAAAAGGAUUUCCAGAAUUGUUUUGGGCUCCAUGAGGCUCGCUCAGGAGAUAUUUGCAAUGCCUGUGUUCUUUUGGUGAAAAGAUGGAAAAAAUUACCAGCAGGAUCAAAAAAAAACUGGAAUCACGUGGUAGAUGCCAGGGCUGGACCCAGCCUUAAAACAACAUUGAAACCAAAGAAAAUGAAAACUCUGUCUGGAAGCAGAAUAAAGAGCAAUCAAAUCAGCAAACUGCAAAAGGAAUUCAAGCGGCACAAUUCUGAUGCCCACAGCACGACUUCAAGUGCCUCCCCAGCUCAGUCUCCCUGUUACAGUAACCAGUCGGACGAUGGCUCUGACACAGAGCUGAGUGCUGGAGCCAGCAGAACACCAGUGUUCUCCUUCCUAGAUCUCACUUACUGGAAAAGGCAAAAGGUCUGCUGUGGAAUUAUUUACAAAGGGCGUUUUGGAGAAGUCCUCAUAGACACUCAUCUCUUCAAACCUUGUUGUAGCAAUAAAAAGUCUGCCACUGAAAAGCCAGAACAAGAAGGACCCCAAUCUCCAGCAAUCUCCACCCAAGAGGAGUGGUGACUUCCUUGGGUAGCUGCAGAAGGUUAUACAGAUUCUCUUAUUCUCUGGAAAAAUACUAGAAAAGUGACUGUUCACUUUGGACACCUGCUAUGCUGCCAAAAGACUAUUCCCUAGAACUGUUUUGGGUUUUACUGCUACAAUUCCACAAACUCAGAAGCCAGUUUGUAUCCUUUCAGAAAGACUGUACAUAAUAUUUAAGAUGCUAUGGAACACUUGGCAAAGCUGAAUGCUGCUGCAAGGUUGUCAAAUUUUUCCCCACACUCACUUCUCAAGUGAAUAUGAGGAUGGGGUUUGUAUAUUAAAGUAUAUGUAGUUCAUGUUUCUCUAUUGAAAGAAGCAGUGGUUGUAAGGCUUUUGUUGUUGUUUUUUUCUUUCUUUAAAAGUUGGUUGGCAAAUUCCCUAAAUUCCCCAAAAAAUAUUUCAUUCUUAGACAUGUAUGAGUCAAUAAGAUUAACUAAUACAUAGAAAUGUUGUAAGUCACCUCUCUAGUUAUAUACAUAUAUAUUUUUUAAGGUGUGGCAAUUUCACCCUAUACUACUGACAACAAAGACACUUAUUUCAUCCCUCCCAAGUGACACAGACUGGUAAUCUGCAGACAUCUCUACUUCAAGUGGUAGCUAACUGAGAAGGCCUCCAGCACAAAAGUGCUCUUGAGAAAGGGUGGGAGAGCUCUCUACCUUAGCUAAAGAUUGAUUUGCCUAAGAACUGAACACAGAAAAAUGGGAGGUUAUUUUGUUUUAAGCCAGCAGCAGCCACCCUGGGUUUGGUGUAGUAACUCCUGGUGUCUGGAGAUGGACCAAGAAACAUCUUAAUGCCCAAGUCAUGUGUAGAUGACAGCCAAAACUGAGUAACUGCUCUCUGUUGGUCCAGUGCAGCUGAAAUGUGACCACAAACAAGACUCCUCCUGGUUUUGGAUCUGACAAAGAAGCAAAUCCCUUGCUAAGGAAAUCAGGCUCCAAUCCAGGGACAUAAUCUGGUUGCAGCCUGGGGUCUAAAUUCAAUUGAAACCUUCCCCUGCAGUGCUUCUCUGUGUUUGGGUUUUGCAGGGUUUUUUUUCCCCGUUUGUUUGUUUAAGCAACUGCUAGAUCAACACUUUUGUGAAUAUUGAAUCUGAAAAGUUCUGCUAAGAAUGGUGUUGUGCUGUAUCAAGGCAGCAGCUCUGUUUGCAUACGCAAUCAAAGGAAAAUACUUUCUACACAGAUUCCCAGACAAGCUCAUGUGCAAAUUGUUGUGACACGUGUUCAAACUCUACUUUGCCUGUGGGGUGGAAGCAGCCUCAUGGAAGGUUAUGCUGCAGUUCGAGCUCCCAGUUGCUUCACGUUCCUUUUAUGAAGGUUUUACUUGUAUGAGUUGGGAAUUCUGCUUUUCGUUUGGUUGGUUUUAGGCGGAGGGAGGAUUUUUUUUUU
Molecule: messenger RNA, 2090 nt
Organism: Ficedula albicollis (Collared flycatcher)
Lineage: Eukaryota; Metazoa; Chordata; Aves; Passeriformes; Muscicapidae
Gene: SINHCAF
Product: family with sequence similarity 60 member A
Exons: 5
Coding region: 16-684 (222 amino acids)
Biological process (GO): negative regulation of cell migration
Source: RefSeq, a predicted model, not a curated record